Molecule: messenger RNA, 1359 nt
Organism: Drosophila obscura
Lineage: Eukaryota; Metazoa; Arthropoda; Insecta; Diptera; Drosophilidae
Product: glutathione S-transferase T2-like
Exons: 2
Coding region: 61-1344 (427 amino acids)
Biological process (GO): glutathione metabolic process
Molecular function (GO): glutathione transferase activity
Source: RefSeq, a predicted model, not a curated record
CAAAUCAGUUUACUUUUUGCUCUACAGCGGCCCAUACACGGUUUAAACGCAUUUCUAAACAUGGAUUUCUAUUAUAUGCCGGGUGGAAGUGGUUCCCGUGUCGUCAUCAUGACAGCCAAGGCACUGGGAGUGGAGUUGAACAAGAAGCUUUUGAACACCAUGAAGGGGGAGCAACUUACGCCUGAGUUCAUUAAGAUCAACCCGCAGCACACCAUUCCCACUCUGGUGGACAACGGAUUCGCCAUUUGGGAGUCGCGUGCCAUUGCCACCUACCUGGUGGAGAAGUACGGCAAGGACGAUUCCCUCUACCCCAAGGAUCCCCAGAAGCGAGCUGUUAUCAAUCAGCGUCUCUAUUUCGACUUGAGCACCCUCUACGAUUCAUUUGCCAAAUAUUAUUACCCAUAUUUCCACACCGGCAAGCCCGGCGACGCUGAGGCAUUGAAGAAGGUAGAAACCUCCUUUGAAUUCCUCAACACCUUCCUGGAGGGACAGACAUAUGUGGCUGGCAGCCAGCUGACCGUUGCCGACAUUGCCAUCGUGGCGACUGUCUCGACAUUCGAUAUUGUUGAAUUCGAUCUGACGAAGUAUCCGAAUGUGGCCAGGUGGUACGCGAAUGCCAAGAAGGUGACACCCGGCUGGGAUGAGAACUGGGAGGGCUUGCAGCAGCUGAAGAAGAUUAUCGAGGAAAUGACUUUCAACAUGGAUCUCUACUACUUGCCCUAUCCUGGGCCCAGUCGGGCUGUACUCAUGACAGCCAAGGCUGUGGGUGUGGAAUUGAAUAAGAAACUUCUGAACUACAAACUGGGCGAGAACUUGACGCCGGAAUUCUUGAAAAUAAACCCACAACACACUAUACCCACCCUUGUUGACGACGGAUUUGCCAUUUGGGAGUCGCGUGCCAUCCUCAUUUAUCUGGCGGAGAAGUACGGCAAGGAUGACUCUCUCUACCCCAAGGAUCCUCAAAAACAGGCCUUGAUUAACCAGCGCCUCUACUUCGAUAUGAACACGUUACACGAGGCAAAGGCCGCACUUUUCCGAACUGGAAAUUGCGGCGACGGUGCAGCUUGGACGAAAUUGCAAAAUGCUUUUGAGCUGCUCAACACCUUCCUGGAGGGUCAGGCAUAUGUGGCUGGCAGCCAGCUAACCAUUGCUGACAUUUCCAUUCUGGCCACCAUAUCCACGUUCGAGCUGGUUGAUAUCGACUUGAAGAAGUAUCCGAAUGUGGCCAGGUGGUACGCAAAUGCCAAGAAGGUAACGCCCGGCUGGGAGGAAAACCUGGAAGGUUUACUCUCAAGGAAACAAUUGUUUGAGGAAAUAAAGCCAGAAUUUAAGAAAAACUUUUAAUUUUAAGUGUUUCGA